CAGAAGGAAUUAGAGUGCACAGAUGACCAGAAUCCAGUGGAGGUUUGUGUUUAGUGUGUUAAGCCACUGAGGUUUUAAUGUGCACGUUUUAAUGUCUUCUCUUUUUGGGAGGUAUUUUUGGAGUGGUUUUAUCUGCUGCUGACCACCAUGGCUUCAUCUGGCGUGAAGGGUCUACCGUCGAUGUAGAAAUCUGAUUUUAUUUCUGUGUUGACUUUUUAUUGAUUACAUCAUCCUCAUUUAAACUUGUUUUGAUGGAAGAGACCUGUCCAAACGGAAACCCGCUUCUGUCUUUAUUUUAAUGUUACCAUGGUUACACAGUGCUCAGCAUCCAGAAACGUCCACAUGUAGAUUCUCUGGUUAAACGGUUCCUCAGGGAUCCGGCUGCAGCAGACUCUUGUUAAACUCACUUUGUCUCUGCUCUCUAAAGUCAAAACUUUUUAAACAGUCUUUUUCAUUUAAGUGAACUUUAUGCGUUUAUUUUGAAAGCAGUCUCUCCUUACUUCCGUGUGAUCCUGUCUCCAUGGCAACCAGCCUGUAAACACAGCAGUGUGACAGGCUGCAGUCAGGUGUGUCCAUUCAGCUUUAUUCUAGACUCAUUCAUAACCUCAAGUAUAGAAGAAAACCUCAUGUAACUAUUAAAAAUAGUGUAUUUGUGAGUUUCAGUGUGUAAAGAUGCCAGCGAGUGAUAUAAAGAACGAUAUGGACCGGUUAGGUAUCUUUAUGGAGAUGAGCUACAUCUCUGUCGGAGACAAGUACACUCCACCUCACAACCGUCCGUUCAAUGAGUCUGCAUAUCGAAACAGACAGAUGCAGGUGGGCUUCGCCAAACAACGAUGUGCGCUUCAGUCCGGCUUCUUUGACAAGUCCUUCAAACGAAUAUUUGAACGGGAGGCUCUGAAUGAACCCCUGAAACUGGCUCGACAGAACCGGAUCCAGCAGGCUAAGAAGAACCUGGGAAAGGCCUUCAUGCCUUGUAACGGGAUCAAGAAGCCAUGCGGUUCAGGAAGCUACCACGGGACUCUGUCCGGACCAGUUGAAGCCAUGAGUCCACUGUCAGUCACCCAGAAACCUCAUCGCUCACCAGGACGCAAUAUCAUCACUUCACCCCCAAAGAAAGGCAGUGGUUACAGUUAUCCCAGUGUAACCCUGUCCCAGAAUGAACCGUACACCUCCGAUCCGUACAACAGAGCAGAAGAAGCACUGAAGAAGGAGGCAGCAAUCCAUCGCUCCAAGGUCCAAGACGGCCCUUUCAAGAUCAACCUUCAUCCUAGAGAAUAUUUCCAAAGCAAUCCAUAUUGCAGUAACAAGCCCCUCCCACCUGUCCAGAAACCCCUCCCACCCCAGGAGAAAGUCUCUCUGGUUCCCUUCAAGCCCUCGUCCCCCAGCAAACGGGAUGGAGGAAUGAAAGCUGGGACGAUCGGCUCUUAUCCCUCACAUUCUGCCGAACCGUACGCUAUCCGCCGGUUCAAACCAGCCAGUGAAGAGCCAGUCUUCCGUCCUAGUCAUGGUCCUAAGAGCACACCUGUCAAGAGCAUCAUCAACGUCAACGUUAACAGAAGAGUCCACUCAGUGAACUACACCUCCACCAUCCUGGCUGUUAUGACCCUCUGACCACAUCACCCGUCCACCAUCUGUCAUGUGAUGGAUCAAACGUCUUUAAACCGGAUUCUGUUCACUCAUUUCGUUUGUUAGCUGCUGCUUAUUUCAUCUCCUUCUGUGCUUUUACUGUUCUUUUCUGGAUGGGAAAACCAGUAAAGUGAUCCAAUGUCUAUGUCUACAUGUAAGUCUGUCUGUCAGCUGAAAACACAGUGAACCUGAACACAGUGUGUGCUUCUCUGAAAGGACAUCUCUGACAUACUAACACAGGGAUCCAUCAAUAUCAUGUCCAAGGACACCUGGACAUGUCGGCUCCUAACAACCUUCUGAUUGAUUCAGAUGUCAGAAAAUACAAACAAGAUGUAAACGGUCAAAUGUUUUAAGUGGUUGGAAAAGAAAAGAUGUGGUGUUUCUUCAGCCUCGGGACGAGGACGAGGACGGCUCCAGGAAUGGACAUAACUGUCAGUGUGGCAUUAAAAUGAGCCAGAAACAGAGUUUUAAGGACAGAACAUUGAUUUAAGUUGGUAGAUAUAAACACAGGGAAUUAAAAAAUAUCUGUGUUACUUAACAAGGACUGUUUUCUUUUGCUAAUGAGAUAAUUAAUCUUGUUAUCUUGUGAAAACGAAGUUUGUUUUCUUG
Molecule: messenger RNA, 2235 nt
Organism: Melanotaenia boesemani (Boeseman's rainbowfish)
Lineage: Eukaryota; Metazoa; Chordata; Actinopteri; Atheriniformes; Melanotaeniidae
Gene: cfap96
Product: chromosome 7 C4orf47 homolog
Exons: 8
Coding region: 673-1611 (312 amino acids)
Cellular component (GO): centrosome
Source: RefSeq, a predicted model, not a curated record